AUCAAUAACCCUAGACACCAUCUCUGUGUCUCUCUCCCCAUCAGUCUCCUCCAUUUCCACGCCAUGGCUGUCGACAACAAGCUUCCUUUACAGUCCAGCAACAAUGCCAACAUGCCGGCGAAACCAGCCGGGAAAACCAUCGAAGAAACCUACCAGAAGAAGUCUCAGCUGGAGCAUAUACUCCUUCGACCCGAUACCUACAUCGGCUCCAUCGAGAAGCACACUCAAGCACUCUGGGUUUUCGAGAACAAUGAGAUGGUUCACCGAUCCGUGUCCUAUGUUCCGGGUCUUUACAAGAUCUUCGACGAGAUACUGGUGAAUGCGGCGGACAAUAAGCAAAGAGACCCGUCGAUGGACUCAGUGAAGGUGGUGAUCGACGUGGAGAAGAACUGCAUCAGUGUGUACAACAAUGGGGAUGGUGUGCCGGUGGAGAUUCACCAGGAGGAGGGGGUGUAUGUGCCAGAGAUGAUUUUUGGGCACUUGUUGACUAGUAGUAAUUACGAUGAUGCGGUGAAGAAGACGACCGGUGGGCGGAAUGGGUACGGGGCGAAGCUCACGAAUAUUUUUUCAACGGAGUUUGUGAUCGAGACCGCAGAUGGGAAGCGCCAGAAGAAGUAUAAGCAGGUAUUCUCAAACAACAUGGGAAAGAAAUCUGAGCCAGUUAUAACAAAGUGCAAGGAGAGAGAAAAUUGGACCAAGGUUUCAUUCAAACCUGACUUGGCCAAGUUCAACAUGGCCCAUCUUGAAGAUGAUGUAGUUGCCUUAAUGAAAAAGCGUGUGGUUGACAUAGCGGGAUGCCUCGGUAAGACAGUGAAGGUUGAGCUAAAUGGACAGCGAAUCCCUGUGAAAUCAUUCAGUGACUAUGUUAAUCUCUAUCUGCAGUCUGCUGCCAAAUCUAGGCCAGAUUCUCUCCCGAGGAUUGCAGAAAAAGUAAAUGAGAGGUGGGAGAUUUGUGUGAGUCUGAGCGAAGGGCAGUUUCAACAGGUCAGCUUCGUAAAUAGUAUCGCCACGAUCAAGGGUGGGACUCAUGUUGAUUACGUUACCAACCAGAUUGCAAACUUUGUAAUGAGUAUUGUCAAUAAGAAGAACAAGAAUGCCAACAUCAAAGCUCACACAGUGAAAAAUCACUUGUGGGUUUUUGUCAAUGCUCUUAUUGACAACCCUGCUUUUGAUUCUCAAACUAAAGAAACAUUGACGAUUCGCCAAAGUAGUUUCGGGUCUAAAUGUGAGCUCUCACAAGAGUUCUUGAAGAAAGUAUCCAAGUCUGGUGUGGUGGAAAGUCUACUCUCAUGGGCAGAUUAUAAGCAGAACAAAGAUCUCAAGAAAACUGAUGGAACAAAAAGACAGAGGCUUACUGGGAUUACCAAGCUAGAGGAUGCUAAUGAUGCUGGAGGGAGGAACUCCGAGAAAUGCACCUUGAUUUUGACAGAAGGAGACUCAGCUAAGGCUCUUGCAAUGGCUGGAAUUUCUGUUGUGGGCAGAAACCACUAUGGCGUGUUCCCAUUGAGAGGUAAAUUGCUUAAUGUGAGGGAUGCUCAAAAGAAGCAGAUUUUAGAGAAUGCAGAAAUUCAGAACAUCAAGCAGAUUCUUGGACUACAGCAAGGGAAGGAGUAUGACAGUAUCAAGUCAUUAAGAUAUGGUCAUUUGAUGAUAAUGACUGAUCAGGAUCAUGAUGGCUCUCACAUCAAAGGACUAUUGAUAAAUUUCAUUCAUUCAUUCUGGCCUUCACUGCUAAAAAUUCCAUCUUUCUUAGUUGAGUUCAUAACACCUAUUGUGAAGGCAACUCAUAGAAAUGGAAGGGUAUUAUCCUUUUAUUCAAUGCCAGAGUAUGAAUCAUGGAAGGAAAGCUUGGGGGGAAAUGCAAGUGGUUGGUCAAUCAAGUACUAUAAGGGGUUGGGAACCAGCACUUCAAAGGAAGGGAAAGAGUACUUCAAGGAUCUUGGGAAGCACAAAAAAGAUUUCAUGUGGGUUGAUGAGAAGGACGGAGAUGCAAUUGAACUUGCUUUCAGUAAGAAGAAGAUAGAAGAAAGGAAGAAUUGGCUUCGGCAGUUUCAGCCUGGAACCUACCUUGAUCAGAAGGAGAAACUCAUAAAGUACAGUGACUUUGUCAACAAGGAGCUUAUAUUGUUUUCUAUGGCAGAUCUUCAGAGGUCUAUUCCUUCAAUGGUUGAUGGCCUAAAACCAGGUCAAAGGAAGAUUCUUUUUUGCUCUUUCAAGCGUAACUUCAUUAAAGAAGCAAAAAUUGCACAGUUUUCUGGUUAUGUCUCUGAGCAUUCUGCUUACCAUCAUGGUGAGCAGAGUCUUGCCAGCACCAUUAUUGGCAUGGCACAGGACUUUGUGGGCAGCAACAACAUAAACCUUCUUCUACCAAAUGGUCAAUUUGGAACUCGUCAUCAGGGAGGAAAAGAUCAUGCAAGUGCAAGGUACAUAUACACUCGACUUUCUCCAAUCACGCGGUUCCUGUUCCCAAAAGAUGAUGAUAUCCUACUAGACUACUUAAAUGAAGAUGGACAAUCCAUAGAACCUACUUGGUAUGUCCCAACUAUUCCAAUGGUUCUAGUCAAUGGAAGUGAAGGCAUUGGGACCGGGUGGAGCUCUUCCAUCCCAAAUUAUAACCCAAGAGAUAUUAUUGCGAAUGUGAGACGCUUGCUGAAUGGUGAGAUGAUGGAGCCUAUGGAUCCAUGGUACAGAGGAUUCAGGGGAACUAUUGAGAAAACGGACCCAACAAAGCAAGAAUCAGUUGGCUACACUGUUAAAGGAAUAAUAGAAGAAGUUAAUGAGACAACGCUCAGGAUUUCAGAGUUGCCCGUCAGGAAAUGGACUCAGGAUUACAAGGAAUUUCUGGAGUCCAUUAUGACAGGGAAUGAUAAAAUCAAGGAUCCUUUCAUCAAGGAUUACAAAGAGCACAAUGAUGACACAACAGUACACUUUGAAGUUAUAAUGUCUGAAGAGAACUUGCUCAUGGCCAAACAGGAGGGUUUGCUGCAGAAAUUCAAGCUCACCACUAAAAUCUCCACAAGUAACAUGCACCUGUUUGACUCAAAUGGCACAAUCAAGAAAUAUGAAACCCCUGAACAGAUUCUGGAGGAGUUCUUUCAUUUGAGACUUGAAUUUUAUGAGAAAAGAAAGAGAGUUCUAUUGGACAAUCUUGAACUGGAGCUGUUGAAACUGGAAAACAAAGUCAGGUUUAUACUUGGGGUUGUGAGAGGAGAGAUCAUUGUCAGCAACAGAAAAAGAGCUGAUCUUUUCCACGAGUUGCAUCAGAAAGGUUUCACUCCCUUCCCAAAGAAAUCCAAGUCUGUCGAAAUUGCUGUUGCUGGGGCAACUGAUGAUACAGAAGAAGCUGAAGAAAACACGGAUGCAGUCAGCAAAGGAGGAGUAAGGGCUACUGAUUAUGAGUACCUACUGUCAAUGGCAAUUGGAACCUUGACACUUGAGAAGGUUCAGGAGCUCUGUGCUGACAGGGAUAAGCUAAACAAAGGAGUUGAUGAUUUGAAAAAGGCAACUCCAAAGGCUUUAUGGAUAACAGAUCUUGAUGCCCUUGAGAGGGAACUUGAUGAGCAAGACAAAAAUGACGUCCGUGCAGAGGAGACCAGGAAGCAGUUGAAAAGCAGGGUAAUGAGUGAAGCUGGUAUGAAGGUUUCUAGACAGGCACCAAAGAACCCCCGAAAGAACAAUAAGAAGGCCAACAAUGCUGAACCUGCUGCUGAAACCAUGGAUGUGUCAGCUAGCUCUGCAAUGGAAAUGGAGAGUGUUCCUGAGGUGGUGAAGCCAAAGGGCAGGGCAGCUCCAAGGAAGGCCCCAGCCAAAAAGAAGGAAAUGCCCACUUCAGUUCUGAAGGAUGAGGAUGAUGAUGAAGUACAUGAGUUGAAGGAACGACUUGCUGCUUAUAACCUUGAGUCUUCUCCUGAUGGAUCUGCAGCUAUGGAAGCUGAAGUUCCACAAGUGCCAGCAGCUAGGAAGAAAGAACCCAGCAGAAGGGCUGCAGCACAGAAAAAGCCCUUGGCCUCUUUCACAGAAAUUUCUGAUGAUGAUGAUGAAGAUGACGAAGAUUUUGAGGUAGAAGAAGUAUCUGCCUCGGACGUAAAAAAGAAGGGAGGCAGAAAACCAGCUGCAAAUGCCAAGGCAGCAGCUGCUGCUGCUGCUUCUGCAAAGAACAAGAGAGGAGCAGCCAACAAGCAGCAGCCCCAGCUACUGGGGCAGACACUGCUAACUGAAAUCUUCAAACCGGCAGAAACCUUGGGAAUCUCUCCAGAGAAGAAGGUGAGGAAGAUGAGGGCAUCACCAUUUAACAAGAAAAGUGGAUCUGUGCUGGGCAGUACUGGGGAAGAAGACGAGACAGCUGAAACUGAAGAAAAUUCGGGCUCUGCUUCUACUUCAAACAGCUCAGGAGGGGAAUCAAAUGAAGUUGUGAUGCCAGCAAGGACCAGACCACAGAGGGUAAACCGUGUGCAGACAAGGUAUGUGGUGAGCGACUCUGAGAGUGACCAACCAACCGAUGAUUCAGACUUCGAUGGAGAAGAUGACUAGAUAUAUAGUACAGUAACUGAAAACUGAAAUUUGAAUCGGGAAUUUGGCUUGUUUCCCACUUGAGUUGUAAUUGUAGUUGUUGAUUAUUGGAACCCUAACUGAGUUUAGAUCAAUGUUUGUACUUUGAUCCUAAUUCUCCAAAUUCACCUCUCACAA
This is a messenger RNA of Vitis riparia (riverbank grape), 4686 nucleotides long. RefSeq names its product DNA topoisomerase 2. The record is from RefSeq and is a predicted model, not a curated record. Lineage: Eukaryota; Viridiplantae; Streptophyta; Magnoliopsida; Vitales; Vitaceae. Gene Ontology annotation, biological process: sister chromatid segregation; DNA topological change; resolution of meiotic recombination intermediates. Gene Ontology annotation, cellular component: nucleus. The transcript is spliced from 19 exons. Gene Ontology annotation, molecular function: DNA binding; DNA topoisomerase type II (double strand cut, ATP-hydrolyzing) activity; ATP binding. The coding region runs from base 64 to 4530 and encodes 1488 amino acids.